AUGUUGCUCCUGCCCCCCCUGGUGAGCGGGGAGAUCCAGUGUCGUGGAGGAGGAGGAGGGAAGAGAAGGAGGCGAUUAUAUGCAGAGCUUCGGAAAGAUUUCACGAGCAGGAGGGGAAGGGGGUCUUUCGAGCGACCAACAAGGGCUCCCACAGCAAGAUCGGCUGCUUCUCGG
Guillardia theta CCMP2712 is the source of this 174-nucleotide messenger RNA. RefSeq lists its product as hypothetical. The transcript has a single exon. NCBI's taxonomy places the organism in Eukaryota, Cryptophyceae, Pyrenomonadales, Geminigeraceae. The annotation marks the transcript as partial. The record is from RefSeq and is a predicted model, not a curated record.